Molecule: messenger RNA, 816 nt
Organism: Danaus chrysippus (African queen)
Lineage: Eukaryota; Metazoa; Arthropoda; Insecta; Lepidoptera; Nymphalidae
Source: the annotation of a GenBank genome assembly
AUGAACGUUCACAAGCUGUGGGAAUAUAAAGAAUACGUGAAUGUGAACGGUAUGAUGCUGAGCAGCGAACUUAUAUCUUUGUUGCAGAACUCGUUGACAUUACUCCAAGUGGAGAAUCAUUUCCUCCACGUACAAUACUGGGGCCAGUUGUAUGCGAUAGACGCUGACUACCACAUCGCCGUGGGCAUAAACAACGACGCCAUCAACGACAGAAAGUAUUUCUAUACCACCGACUUUAAAUUCUGGGGUCUCCUACCGAAGGCUAAGAAGAAAUACAAACAUCUAUCUCUAUUGGCAACCUAUCCGUUCCGAGGUGAUCCGUCAUUGAAAAUUAAGGUGUUGGAUGAAUCUCUAGAAGAUACAAAUCCCGAUAGAUGUCAGCAAAUGAAAGAGGAAAGCCGACUCGCAGCUACGAUAAGCAAUAUCUGUGAGGAAGCGGAAAUCUGCGCGAGAGGGCAGCUUUUAAAACAACCUGACGGCACGACUGUCAUCAACCCUAACUAUUACGGUCUGACAGCUGCCGAAGCGAAACACCUUAAAUCGUAUCAACACAUCCGUAUUCCUCAACAUCGUUGGAAUUCCAAUCUGCUCACGAGACCAGACUACAACUAUAGCGUGGAUUUUCUGGACUCUGUAGAUCAGGACAUUCCGAAUGGCUGUUGGAAUUUAUCGCUAGAACAGAACGGUAGCGUCGCGUACCUCAAGAGCCUGUACUGGCCCGGCAUGAUGUACUUCCAUAAGAUAAGAACUCCCGAAGUUGGCUUCCUAUACGUAGGGAAUGGACGAAAAAAUCUUGAUGUGCCAUUUUUGCUCUAA